Perognathus longimembris pacificus (Pacific pocket mouse) is the source of this 3006-nucleotide messenger RNA. It is a transcript of the gene Lin28a, whose product is annotated as lin-28 homolog A. Gene Ontology annotation, molecular function: zinc ion binding; nucleic acid binding. Bases 68 to 697 code for a protein of 209 amino acids. The record is from RefSeq and is a predicted model, not a curated record. The transcript is spliced from 4 exons. Lineage: Eukaryota; Metazoa; Chordata; Mammalia; Rodentia; Heteromyidae.
GGACUUCUCUGGGGCCAGCAGCCGCCCGACCAGGGGCCCGGGGCCGCGGGCUCAGCCGACGACGACCAUGGGCUCAGUGUCCAACCAGCAGUUUGCAGGUGGCUGCGCCAAGGCGGCGGAGAAGGCGCCCGAGGAGGCGCCGGCGGACGCCGCACGGGCGGCCGAGGAGCCGCAGCUGCUGCACGGGGCCGGCAUCUGUAAGUGGUUCAACGUGCGCAUGGGGUUCGGCUUCCUGUCCAUGACCGCCCGCGCCGGGGUCGCGCUCGACCCCCCGGUGGACGUCUUUGUGCACCAGAGUAAGCUGCACAUGGAGGGUUUCCGGAGCCUGAAGGAGGGUGAGGCUGUGGAGUUCACCUUUAAGAAGUCUGCCAAAGGGCUAGAAUCCAUCCGAGUCACUGGGCCCGGUGGGGUGUUCUGUAUUGGGAGUGAAAGGCGGCCAAAGGGCAAGAACAUGCAGAAACGCAGAUCCAAAGGAGACAGGUGCUACAACUGUGGUGGUCUAGAUCAUCAUGCCAAGGAAUGCAAGCUGCCACCCCAGCCCAAGAAGUGCCACUUCUGCCAAAGCAUCAACCACAUGGUGGCCUCCUGUCCACUGAAGGCCCAGCAGGUCCCCAGUGCCCAGGGAAAACCUGCCUACUUUCGGGAGGAAGAAGAAGAGAUCCACAGCCCUGCCCUGCUCCCUGAGGCCCAGAAUUGAGCUCUCAGAGUCGGGGGGCUACUCUUGCUAGCAGAAAGUUUCAAGGAGCAGGCAUCAAUCGGCAAAGUGGAGAAAGUGGGGAUAAGGGUGGGUUGGCGAGUAGCUGGCACUGCCAUAUGUCUCAGGCCGGGUUUUCCCAGCAUCACCCCAUCUCUCUCUUGGUGAGAGGAAGGGGUGAUGCAUAGGAACUCCCUUCAUGAUCUAUCCCAAUUCAAGUGAGGGGCUUUGGGGGAGCCACCUUUGAAACCUGUGUGAUUUAUAUGAUAGGCUCCCCCCCCCCCUCCAAGCCUCCAGCUUCUAAAAAUGACCCAGAUUGUCAAGUUGUUCUUUUUAAAAAGGUUGUAUAGUGUUUCCCCUGCCAGAGUGUGCAAAGACCAGCAGAUCAAUGGGCUCAAUCCCUGAGGUAGUAGUACCUUGUGUGGGAGGGCCCCUCAGAAGCAAGGCAGGGUUUGGGUUUUUUAUUUUUAUUUUUUAUCAUUUUGCUUUCCCUCCACAUCUUGUUUCCUCAUCACCCUAACUUGAGCCACAGUGCUGGGAGAGCUGUCCCAUGCAUUGGGUUGUGAUGACAGGCAAAAUGGGUGACGAGGGAAUAGCUGCAGACUGGCUGCUCUGAGCUUCCUCCCACCCCUUUCUGGGCCAAUGUGAUUGUAAUUUAUUUGCUCCCUUGGAUAACUGCACCUUGGGUUCCCACUUCCUCCAGGAUGCCAAACUGCACUAUCUGUGCGAAUGACGUAUCUUGUGCAUUUUAACUUUUUUUUUCUUAAUAUAAAUAUUCUGGUUUUGUAUUUUUAUAUAUUUUAAUCUUAAGGCCCUCAUUCCUGCACUGUGUUCUCAGGUACAUGAGCAAUCUCAGGGAUAAGUGGGCAGCAGCUCCAGGUCUGCACAGCAGGAAGACUUUGUUGUUUUUAUCACCAUGGAGAGCAACCAUUUGGAGUGCAUAGCCUAUUGAACUACCUCAUUUUUGCCAAUUAGAGCUGGCUUUUCUGCCAUAGGGUCCUCUUGAAACCCCCUCCACCCUUGGAAAUGUUUCAUGGGAGACUAGGUUUUUAAUUGGGUUGCCCCAUGACUUGUUCUCCUUCUGCUGGAAGAAUGGAAAUUAGUCUAAACAGGAAACUGUGGUGCAGAGAAGGUAGAAGAGGCCCAGAGAGGAAGCCAAGGAUAGUGAUGACUGUCUAAUCCUAGGGCUCUGGGACUUGUUUUCUUUCCAUAUACAAAAUCCUUUCCUAAACUUGCCUGGGCUUAACCAUGCACAUAAAUGUAUGUGUAUUUUUUUUCCUAAAGAAAUGGGAAUUGGGCUGGGAAGCUUAUUGGUAGCGUGCUUGCCUAGCAUGCACGAAGCCCUGGGUUGGAUACUUCAGUGCCACAUAAACAGAAAAGGCCUGAAGUGGCGCUGUGGCUCAAGUGGCAGAGUGCUAGCCUUGAGCAAAAAGAAGCCAGGGACAGUGCUCAGGCCCUGAGUCCCAAGCCCCAGGACUGGCAAAAAAAAAAAAAAAAAAAAAAAAAAGAAGAAGAAGAAAUGGGAAUUACUAUGGCUAAAUGUUAAGACCACAGAUUUGUCUUCCCCUUAUACUAACCAGGCAGGAAUGGAUGGAUUAUAUAUAAAGCAAGGACCUAAAUCUUCAGCCUUUCAAAAGUCUUGGCUUCCAGGCAGACCCCUAAGUGAGGGCCUUUUUGUAGCACCUGGAGCCAGUGUCCUGCCCUGCUGCACAGUGGUUCAUAGUGUUAGCUAAAGGAGAAAACGGGGGUUUCGUUUACAUGCUGUGAGAUCCCCGCAAACCUACCUCACUGAGUCGAAACGGGACAAAUGCAAUAGAAUGCAUUGGGUGAUGUGUGUCUGAUCCUGGUUUCUUGUCUCCCCACAAAUGCUGCCCCCCUCUAGUUAAUUGUAUUUGUCUAGGCUUUGUAGGACUUUACUGAGUUUUUGAGUUGGUAAUUGCUAGGUGGCCUAGUUUGUGUAAAUAAUAAUGUAUGGGUCUUUCUCCAUGUUCUUUUGGGGUUUUAUUGUUUACAAACUUUUAGAAUUGAGAAAAAUAGCCAAAGCAUCUUUGACAGAAGGUUCUGCACUAGACAAAAGGAUCUGAAACUAAGUUGGGGGGACCUCUUCUAAAGUGAGGAUCUUGAACCAUCAUUUUUCUUUUGUGCCCUCACUUCUCCUAUUUCCCAUUUUGGACUAGAUCUUUUCUAAAAAAUAAGCCCUAUUCCCUACCCUUUUCUCCCUCAAAAGAAAACCUAUGUGCUCAUACACAGUUAAUUUGUGGAAUGUCUCUUCAACUUUUAUGUGAGUUAUGCAAAGGUUCUGAAGCUAGGGC